Messenger RNA from Culex quinquefasciatus (southern house mosquito), 1686 nucleotides. Its product is annotated as mRNA cap guanine-N7 methyltransferase. Gene Ontology annotation, cellular component: nucleus. The record is from RefSeq and is a predicted model, not a curated record. NCBI's taxonomy places the organism in Eukaryota, Metazoa, Arthropoda, Insecta, Diptera, Culicidae. Gene Ontology annotation, biological process: 7-methylguanosine mRNA capping. Gene Ontology annotation, molecular function: mRNA 5'-cap (guanine-N7-)-methyltransferase activity.
AAAACAUCUAUCCGGUCGCAGACAGUUGCUUUUGGACCGUCAUCGUCGCAGGAUUUCCAUCGUCUUUUUGGAGGAAAACAGUUUUUUCGAGCUGUAAACGAAAUUUUGUCCAACAUUUCAGCAGCAGAUAAUCUCACCCUUCUGCUGGACGGUUCAGUGAUGGCGGAAGUGGAACACAACGAAGCGAUUGGCGCGGCAGAGCCGCAGUUAUCCGAGGACGAGGAAGCGGAAGAUCAACAGCCGGAAACGGCUUCGUCGUCGGAAGUUUUACCGGUGGAGGAGGGAAAAACCACUAAACACCCGCACAGUGAUGACGAGGAGGCUGACGGCGAACCAUCGGCAAAUGUUCCAUCGAAAGACCCGCAACACACGACCGUGGUCGCAUCGCAUUACAACCAGCUGAAGGAACGUGGCCUGUACGAGCGGUCCAAGUCGCGGAUAUUCUACAUGCGCAACUUCAACAACUGGAUCAAGAGCAUCCUGAUCAACCGAUAUCUGAACAAGAUCCGGGAAAAGGCCGCGCUCGGGACGCCGUUGCGCGUGAUGGACAUGUGCUGCGAAGGAGGUGACUUGCUCAAGUGGUCCAAGGGUAACAUCACGCACCUCAUCUGCACGGACAUUGCCGCGGUCAGCGUGGAACAGUGCGAAACGCGCUACAAGAACAUCAUCCAAAAUGACCGCGGAAGCGGUGGCGGCGGCCGAAACUCGGGCCAAAGCGCCAGUACCGGAAAGGUCUUCACGGCGGAGUUCUUCGCCGCCGAUGCGACCCUGCAGCGGCUGCGGGAAAAGUACCACGACGCCUCCGUCGAGCUGAACCUCGUGAGCUGCCAGUUCGCCUUUCACUACUGCUUCGAAUCGCUCCGACAGGCCGAGUUUAUGCUCAAGAACGCGGCCGAAUGUCUGCGCGAGGGUGGCUACUUCAUCGGAACCAUUCCGGACGCGAACGAGAUCAUGAAGCGGCAACGGGCCGCCGGAAGUGACACCUUCGGCAACGACGUCUACAAGAUUACGUUUCUCUGUGACACCGAGCAACCGCCGCUCUUCGGUGCCAAGUACAACUUCCAGCUGGACGGCGUCGUCGACUGUCCGGAGUUUCUCGUUCACUUCCCAACCCUAAUCAAACUGGCACUCAAAUACGGUCUGCGUCUGGUGGAGAAACAGCGAUUCGACGAGUUCUACUCGGAAUCGGUCCAAUCGGGCCGCGGCCUCAUCGAAAAGAUGCAAGCACUCGAAACGUUCCCCGGUCAGUCGCGGGAUGAGCGCGAGCGGCAACAGAAUCUGAGCGAGUACAGCCACGCCCAGGGCCAUCUGGAUAAGAAAGGAGCGGGUGGCGGCGGUCGGUUCCAAAAAGUUGGCACGCUUUCCAAGUCCGAGUGGGAGGCUAGUACACUGUACAUGUUCUUCGCCUUCCAGAAGAUGAAAACCAGCUGGGACAAGAAUGGGAAACCCAUCUAUUCCUAAAAAGACAAAAUGGACCCAUUGCAGCACGAGUGCAUUGAUUUGUUUUAGUUUCUUUCAAUUUUAUAGAUCUAUCUAAUUAUACUUUGAACCUACCACGCUAAGUUCAACACAAUCAUCAAUUGUGAAAUUAACCAUUAAUAGCCUCUUUUUGUGUGUUUGUUUCGAUUAUAUCGUGAAAAAUAAAUAAAACUUACGAGCAUUGGGAGUGAUUUGUAUGCUCGAGGU